Molecule: messenger RNA, 1542 nt
Organism: Poeciliopsis prolifica (blackstripe livebearer)
Lineage: Eukaryota; Metazoa; Chordata; Actinopteri; Cyprinodontiformes; Poeciliidae
Product: beta-1,3-galactosyltransferase 9
Exons: 2
Coding region: 28-1158 (376 amino acids)
Cellular component (GO): membrane
Molecular function (GO): hexosyltransferase activity
Source: RefSeq, a predicted model, not a curated record
CAAUCAUCACUUGUAGCUAAUAAACAGAUGAGCAACGAGGCUUUUGCAGCAGCUGUCAUGCAGUGCUGUUUGUGUAAACUGCGUACCCAUCAGUGGUGUUUCCUCCUGUUCAACAUCUUGCUGUUCCAUGCAUUGCUGUUCGGGGCAGAUUUCGUUGAGGAGUACCUCCUGCAGCCGUCCCCUGUGGUUUACACUGAUGGUAUGGUUGCAGAUGUGAGGGAGAGAGCAAGAAAACUGGACUUGAGCACCAUCAGGCAGAAUGUAUCCAGGGAUUACAUUAUUUCUAAUCCCGAUGCCUGCAGAAAACCUGACCUCUUCCUCCUCGCUCUGGUCUUCAGCUCUCCAGCAAAUAUCACCCAAAGAAAUGCAGUGAGGAGAACGUGGGCAAACCAAACACUAAUUCAAGAAUCUCCCAUUAAGGUACUCUUCUUUACAGCAUCGACUGAAUCUUCUACCACCCAACAGGAUCUCAUCAAGGAGUCUGAACUUCAUGGUGAUUUGAUCCAAAGCCGUGUCGUAGAUGCGUCAUCCCUCUACGGAGCAAAGGAGAACACACUGCUGGCUCUGCGUUGGGUAAUCACGUUCUGUCCUCGGGCAAGUUUGGUUCUUUUGACUGAGGACUCUGUGUUCAUAAACCUUCCUGCCAUUGGAAGCUACCUGCGGGGGCUUCACAGGAAUUCAGAAGACUUGUAUCUAGGCAGAGUGAUCCAGAAAGAGUCCCCUGACAGGAACCCCAACAGUCCACGCUACCUGUCCCGCGUUCUCUACCCUCACAAGUAUCUACCAGAAUACUGUGAAGGAACUGCUUACAUUUUGUCGCAGGAUGUGGUCCGUAAAGUCUACGUUGCAUCGUCGACAGUCCUUACCCCCAUCCCGGUUGACGUUUUUGUAGGUUUCUGUGCUCAGAAAGCCGGUGUCACACCAACUCACAGUGCCAGGUUCUCAGGAGAGAGACACAUCCACUACAAUGCCUGCUGCUAUCGACAUCUGUUCAGCUCAGCAGGAAUGGGGAGCCGAGACCUAGAAAGAGUGUGGCAAGACCUUGAACAGAGAGGUGGAAAAUGUUCCCUGCUUAAGACAUACUCUGGCCUUGUGGCCUGCAAAGUCCGCACAUAUUUGGAUAAAAUGUUAUUACAAAACUCAAAAGAGCAGACUUGACUGUAUUAAUUAAAAUGGCAUAACACUGUGUUCAGAGUAUUUCUGUUAGUUUCCUUUUGUCCACUCUAAAGUGUUACAACAAAAAUCUAAAUCAGCUGAAGUGUAGAUUUGACAUCUGAAAAGAUUAGCCUCUGAGUAUUCAAUGGAUGAAUUAGAUGGAAACUAAUUAUUUUAAAAAAAAGUUCUUGAUUACUUUGUGAUCUGUGAGUACCUAGUUUGGCCCAGUGAAUUUCAUACUUUUUCUGGUUUUCACCUAUUAUUAAUUGUUAGGUUCACUUGCUUGAAACCUGAAAUCUGGAAAGUAUUUAGCAAUAUGUAUUGGACUGCUAAAUCCCAGCAACAAGCUUUAUUUCAUAAAUAUGCUAUUUGACAUAGCAGGAUGAC